ACCAGACUGCACGCCAGGUAGCACAAAACCCCAUUCAAGUACUCCCUGCGCAGCUACCAGACCCAGGGCCCUGAGAUUUACCCCCACAGCCUGAAUACUCAGAAGAUGAUCUUAUCUGGAUGCGCAAGCUCCCCAUGACCCAAGUUACAGGAUGGUGGAGGGACUCCAGAGACCGCCUUAUCCUUCCCGAAAAACUGGGCCAUGCAAUCCUGACAAAAAUACUCCAGAACGCGCACCCACACGCCACAGCCCAAGGCCACCGAAAAAGAGGAACCAUACCAGGAGCCCACUGGGAAGUAGACUUCACCGAGGUAAAGCCCGGCAAAUACGGCUAUAAAUACUUACUAGUGUUCGUAGACACUUUUUCAGGAUGGACUGAAGCCUUUCCAACCAAGAAGAAAACGGCGCAGAUAGUAGCCAAAAAGAUCCUAGAAAAAAUCCUGCCCAGGUAUGGUUUUCCAGUCAUGAUAGGGUCAGACAAUGGACCUGCAUUUGUCUCUAAGGGCUCUACAGCAGGUUCAUGAGGCCGUGUGGCCUAAACUAAAAGAACUGUAUGAGGCAGAACUCCCACCCACUCCUCAUCAGUAUCAUCCAGGAGACUGGGUCCUCGUCAAGCGACACCAGCAGGAGAACCUUGGACCCAGGUGAAAAGGACCUUACCAAAUCAUCCUGACGACUCCCACCGCCAUCAAGGUAGAUAACCUCCCCACCUGGAUCCACCACACCCACGUGAAGCCUGUCGACCCGUUGUCUGACCUCGUGGGACACACUGAUAAAAAUACUACUUGGACUGUAGACCGGAGUAAGAAAAACCCCCUCAAACUAACCUUGCACCGUGCCUCCCCUAGACAUGUUCAGGAUAGUAACCCUUGUCCUACUAGCCCUCAACCUCAACCUCCUGGAGGGAGGACUAAAUGCCCCCGUUGACAAACAGGAAUUGUACGGAGCUCUGUAUGGAAGGCCCUGUGAUUGCAGAGGUGGCAUAGUUAGAACCCUUACCCUACCACAUGGUAACAGACUAGUAGCCGGCUCUAUAGGAAGGGGUGGUCACUAUCAGCGAAGAUACACUCAAACCCAAGACUGUGGGACCACAAUUGCUCACUUAACCCAGACCUAUGACAUCACAGGACCCCAAAAACAGCAGUGGUUAUGUGUUGACAAACCUAGGCCCCUGCCCCCCACAGCAGAAUGCCCUUGCUCUACUUUCCAGGAGUCGAUGCAUAGCUCUUGUUAGGACUCCUAUCAGCAAUGUAUAGGGCCAGACAACUCCACUACCUACUUUACAGCUAUCCUACAGAGUAACAGGGCAGCAAUAGCUAGUGAUAAUAAUAUGCAACUUCAAGCCAGCUGCCGUGGCUCAGUUGGAGCCGCCGUCUGCUGGAACCCCCAUGCCCAUCCCUAGCUUAAACUUUGCAACUGGCAGAUCCAAACGAGCUGUGGUUGUUAUCCCCCUCCUGACAAGCCUAGGAAUUACAGGUGCAUUAACUAUCGGGACAGCAGGAUUAGGAGUCUCCAUACACUCCUAUCUACAACUCUCUCGGCAACUAAUUAACAAUGUCGAGGCCUUGUCAGGGACGAUCCAGGAUCUGCAAGAUCAGCUAAAUUCCCUAGUAGAAGUGGUGUUACAAAAUAGAAGAGGGUUAGAUCUGCUAACCGCAGAACAAGGUGGCAUCUGCUUAACCCUACAAAAAAAAUGUUGCUUUUAUGCCAAUAAAUCAGGAAUAGUUCGGACCAAAAUUAAAUAGCUCCAAGAGGAUCUCGCACACCGAACAAAAUAAUAAACUUUAUCAGGGACAGACUAAACACCAUUCAGGUUAUGGUCCUUAGACCACAGUAUCAGCUCCUAGACAUGGAAAGCGAGCUUGAUUAGGUAACACUGUAGGACCCAAGAUUGGGUCCUCAGGUACUUGAGAAAGGGGGGAAUGAGAGGCCUGAGAAAAUUGAAACUUAAAAGCUUAAGUUAUGGGAAACUGAAACCUAACCAAGCUUAACCAGCUUGUUCCGCUUCUGUACAAUUGCU
Molecule: messenger RNA, 2020 nt
Organism: Prionailurus viverrinus (fishing cat)
Lineage: Eukaryota; Metazoa; Chordata; Mammalia; Carnivora; Felidae
Product: protein NYNRIN-like
Exons: 2
Coding region: 120-524 (134 amino acids)
Biological process (GO): DNA integration
Molecular function (GO): nucleic acid binding
Source: RefSeq, a predicted model, not a curated record